GGUUCGGCAUGGCCCGGUUUUCUAUGAUUGUAGUUUGCAUAUAGAAGAAAAAGAUGUUAUUGGCACCGUCCAAUGAAGGUGAUCAGGGUCGCAGCUGGCCAUUUGCGGCUUUUUAUCAACAAGAGGUUUGUGUGGGGUCACGGGUAAUUUUGGAAUCAUGGGAUGAUGCUAAGGGGUUUCUUGCUAUGUUUCUGACAAGGCUUGCCAUAUUGCAAAAAUGGAAGAUAAAUCUAUGCUUGUUAGGAAAAGAGGAAAAGUUAGACAAGUUUGAGCUUCCUGCAAAGAUAAAGCUGCUGCCAGAACAGAAUGUUGAGAAUGCCGGAGACGGAGAUGAGUUUGAGGCACAGAAUGCCAAGAAUGCCGACGACGGGGAUGAGCUGUUCGAGCCUAGCAUUAUAGGUGUCUGGUGUAAGAAUGAUAUGAAAAUGACAUUACAUGCUAGAAAUUUAAAGUAUAGGGGUGAAAGUGAAGAUUUCCAGAACUUUUGGUCUGAAUGUCCAUGGGAAGAGGAUUUGAAGUACGCAAAAGCUGUUUGCAAUCAGGUUGAUGUAGCACUGGAAGUUGUACAUCUGACAGAUGAAUAUUGGGACAAAGUGGUUUCUUACCUUAUUGAUGAGUAUAAAUGUGGGCGUACACCUAACCCUGAUGUUCUUUGCAAUACAAGAAUCAAAUUUGGUGCGUUCAUGGAUGCCCUCAGUAACAUGGGUUUUGAGUUUGUUGCUUCCGGACAUUAUGCAAAAGUUAUUCACCCCCUUACAGAUGAAACCAAUGAGCUUUCAUUUCUUCAGUUGUCAAAGGAUAUGGUAAAGAUAUGCUCUACUUAUUUUCAUUACCAACUUCCUGAUACCUGAAAAGAGGAAAAGUUAGACAAGUUUGAGCUUCAUGCAAAGAUAAAGCUGCUGCCAGAUCAAUGGACACUUGAAUCUGGAUUAUUGACAGCCGCACUCAAGUUAAAGAGGGAACAAUUGAAGGCCAAAUUUAAGGAUCAUAUGCAACAGCUAUAUGAGUGA
Lactuca virosa is the source of this 1010-nucleotide messenger RNA. The record is from the annotation of a GenBank genome assembly. Lineage: Eukaryota; Viridiplantae; Streptophyta; Magnoliopsida; Asterales; Asteraceae.